Molecule: messenger RNA, 468 nt
Organism: Musa acuminata AAA Group (dessert banana)
Lineage: Eukaryota; Viridiplantae; Streptophyta; Magnoliopsida; Zingiberales; Musaceae
Exons: 1
Coding region: 1-468 (155 amino acids)
Source: RefSeq, a predicted model, not a curated record
AUGGCGUCAUCUUCUAGAAGAUCCACCUGUACGGUGCUGACUUCGCGGCGAUCGAUCUCGGCGGGCGACGGAUCCUCCGCCUUCGCCUCCUCUUCUUCGAGCUUUGCAGCCUGGUCACACGCCUCAUUCUUACACCACGACUACCAGCAUCACCGUUCUGCCUCCCCCACCCGCGUCCACCUCCUGGGCACCGCCUAUACACCGGCCCCGGGCGUCCGGUUCACCAUCGACCGAUCCACCUCGCCCGGCCGCUCCCUCGCAACCGCGAACAAGCGCUCCUCGGCAUCCGUCCGCCGCACCUGCCUUUGCUCCCCUACCACUCACCCCGGAUUGUUCCGCUGCAGCCUUCACAAGGGCCUCAGUUCCCGCUCCGCUGUCGUUUCCGCCCCGUCGAACUGCCUCAAUGCCCGCCGUUCCGCGAUGACGAACUCGCUGGUACGAAUCGGGACCGUGAGGGCGACUGGGUGA